UCAACCUCCACCAGACAUCAUCUUGAACAGCUCAACUGCGGAUGCUACGCCAUGGCUCUGUCUUGGAAGUCAUUCGACUUCUUCGAAGCGUCUCAGGUUAACCUACCCGAAGGCGACAGCAAGCAGCUAUUCGACCAUAACGAAGUAUCGGCUGUUUGCUCUGGUUCCGACAACCUGUUCCUAGGCUCGAGCGAUGGCCUUGUUCGGAUAAUCGGAAAGAGCUGGAAUGUCGUCAACACGUUUCAAGCUCACGAGUCGGGCGCGAUCACGCAGAUUCGACAGGUUGAAGGAACGAGCUUGCUUGUGACGGUCGCGGAGGACCUGAGCAGCGAACCUGUGCUCAAAGCUUGGGCGUUGGACAAGCUGGUAAAGAAGACGAACAUGCCGACAUGCCUCAGCACAGUUACCAUUAACAACGGUCGACGACAAUUCCCGAUUUCCGCUUUCACGACUGCUGACGACCUCUCACAAAUUGCUGUGGGCUUCGCCAACGGCUCCGUUACGGUCCUCCGGGGCGAUCUUAUCCACGACCUCGGCACGAGACAACGAAUCGUGUACGAAUCAGAAGAACCGGUGACUGGCCUGGAGCUCAUGAUAGAUGAAAAACUCACGACCCUCUUUGUAUCAACAACGUCACGGAUACUCAAACUUGGCUUGUCAAAGAAGGGGCAAGGCAUGCCUCCCAAGACUGUUGAAGAUACUGGCUGUGACGUCGACUGCAUGACGCUUGAUCCACGGACAGGAGAUGUGGUUGUUGCGCGCCGAGAUGCCAUCUAUACAUACAGGAUCGACGGCCGUGGUCCACCAAGAGCAUAUGAGUCACCAAAGAAGAAGCUUGCAAUGUAUCAGGAUUACAUGGCUCUAGCCUGUCCACCGUCAGCAGCGAAUGGUAACGACCCAGAAGAAUUACGACGCCGCUUCGGCAGUAGCACCGACGGUCUUUUUGUAGCGUCGACGUUUGUGCUGCUUCAAGCGGAUCUUCGCGUCAUUGCGCAUACAGAGACUUUGCUCUCUCCAGUGAAGUUCAUUUUUGAGGCGUGGGGGGAUCUUCUCACGGUAACUGAGGAUGGAAAGAUCUAUCGAUACCACGAGCGAGGUUUGCAACAACGCCUGGAGAUGCUCUAUCAGAGAAACAUGUUCACUCUGGCACUCGAGCUAGGACGCAACGCUGGCCUUGACAGCAAAGAACAGAGUGUAAUAUAUCGCAAAUUUGGUGACCAUUUAUAUCAAAAAGGCGACUUUGAUGGCGCCAUGGUGCAGUACAUACGUGCCAUUGAUACGACAGAGCCGUCUCAAGUUAUUCGAAAGUUCCUCGACACACAACAAAUCCAAAACCUGAUCCAAUACCUCGAACGGCUUCACGAGCACAGAAAGGCGACAUCUGAUCACACAACGCUGCUGUUGAACUGCUACGCCAAGCUUAAAGACAAAAAGAAGCUCGAAAAAUUCAUCGAAUCACAAGAGGAUCUCAAAUUCGAUCUGGACACAGCUAUCUCAAUGUGUAGACAAGGCGGCUAUUACGAACAAGCAGCGUAUCUUGCUAAACAGCAUGGCGAGACCGAGCUUGUUGUUGACAUUCUAAUUGAAGACUCAAAAAGCUAUGCCGCUGCUUUGGAAUACAUCUGGCAUCAAGAUCCAUCAAUUGCUUAUCCCUGUUUGAACAAAUACGCUAGAGUCUUGAUCGAACAUUGCCCAGCAGAGACGACAAAGCUUUUCAUCGAUUAUUAUACCGGAAAAUACCGUCCCAAGCGAACUCCAAUGCUGGCAGUGGCAUCCGAAGGUAAUAACUCGAAUUCAUUUGCGUCCGGAGCAGCCAGUGCGGUUCAAAAUCUCUCCAGUCUCUUCGCCCUCCCUUACAUGAGCCCAGCAUCAGCAAUAACGCCAACAGGCAUUAGCAGUCGAGGCGAGGCUGGCGAGAAUGUUCUUCCUGUACAUGAGGACGACAUCCCCGCACCCAAAUAUACACCACCGGCUCCCAAAACUGCCUUUUCAUCCUUCAUCGACCACCCAAACGAGUUUAUUGUGUUCCUGGAGACAUGUUUGGAGGAGCCAGAUGUCAGCGACUCUGAUAAGACAGAUCUUUACACAACACUCUUCGAAAUGUACUUGUACAAGUCGACUGAGAAGAAGAACCAGGAUCAUCGUGAUGAAUGGGAGGCAAAAGCCAAGAAGCUCAUCGAAGGUGAACACGUGCCGAUGGAAAGCUCAAACGUGCUACUUCUCUCCGACUUAUCCAACUUUAAGGACGGCAGUACGCUUGUUAAAGAACAGGCUGGCCUGCUCUCUGACAUCUUUCGGUCGUACACAUCGGCAAAAGAUACGCAAGGAGCUCUCAAAGCUCUACGGAAAUACGGGCCUGACGAACCACAGCUGUACCCUGCAGCACUAUCGUAUCUCACAUCGGAUCCCAAGAUUUUAGACGAAGCUGGGCACGAUGAAUUGUCAUCUAUUCUUACCAAGAUUGACAAGAAUAACCUGAUGGCACCGCUCCAAGUUAUACAAACCCUUGUCGGCCAGUCAUCCGGGGGCGGUGUUGCUACCAUGGGUAUGAUCAAGCCGUAUUUGCAGGAGACAAUUGCCAGAGAACGCCGCGAAAUCGCCGCCAAUAGAGCUAGCAUUGCCAACCUUCGGACGAAUACGGACAAGCGACGUGAGGAAUUGGAAGAGCUUGGAUCUAAGCCUGCUGUUUUCCAAUCAUCUCGUUGCGAAGACUGCAACCAGACGUUAGAUCUACCCACGGUACACUUUUUGUGUAAGCAUAGCUUCCACCAGCGGUGCCUGCGAAGUACGAGUGACGAAGCGGCUGAAUGUCCCAAGUGUGCUGGUGAGAAUGAUAUGAUACGCAAGUUGCGCCAAGGACAGCGUGAAAGAGCCGAGAAGCAUGAUUUGUUCAAGACUGAUUUGGCAGCGAGCGAUAACAAGUUUGGCACUAUUGCCGAAUGGCUUAGCAGAGGAGUUAUGGAGGCGUCGAAGAGUGUAGACCAUUCGCUGUAGACUUUUGGGUGGGGUGACGAUGAUUCAUAAAAAUAUUGUAUAGAAAUAGCCGGCGAAAUAUACUCGUGUAAUGUUUUAUGAUUGUAUUUGCUACU
Molecule: messenger RNA, 3089 nt
Organism: [Torrubiella] hemipterigena
Lineage: Eukaryota; Fungi; Ascomycota; Sordariomycetes; Hypocreales; Clavicipitaceae
Source: the annotation of a GenBank genome assembly